AAGCGAGAAAGCAUCAAAUGUCGUUGAUCUUCUCAGCUGUUUUCGAGAGAAUUUUUCGUCCCAAACGAGAGAGAAUGGGGAGAAAGCAUCGAUUAAAAACAAGCGAACGAGUGUGUGCGUGCGACCGCGUUGUUUACCGUUCUUUGUUUUCUCACAAAAUGCACCCUUCCUCGCCAUCCCCCUCAUCCAAAAGGCUGGUCGCCCUCUCAGACACUCUUAGCCAGGAAGUUCUUGCCUUCUCGCUCUUCCGCUUCUCGUGCGGUCUCGCUUGCACUCACACGGAACCAUCUGACAGCUGUCAAAUGCGAGAAAAACAACUUUGACAGAUCGAGCGAAAUACGCCAUGAGUUCGGCGAAAGAACUAAACGAAUCGAUACUCCAGUACCAAACACAGCUCACACAAAUCAACCAGGCCCUACAGCUGACGACGGAUGCCGGUGAACGGACGGAACUGGAAAAGCUGAAAGAUGAUCUAACGGAACUGCUGACCCUGACGCAAGAGACACUCGACCACUCCACGGCAGGAGAGGAACCGAAAGCCGGUGACAAAAUUGACGAUGAGUUUGCCCUCUUUAUGAGUGAAAUCAAGCAACUCGAUAGCGAGUCGAAGAAUGAUGAUGAAGCUGUCCUGAAGACUGAAGAACCGGACAACGAACCAGUCACGAAACCGGAACCGGAGCCAGAAGAUGAGCUUGAUCUCGAUGGGUUGAUCGGUAGCAAGUGUUCGGCACCGCACGUGCAUACGUGGGGCUCCAAGGUGUACCACAACGCGAUGGUAUGCAGUCUGGAUACGAGUGAGCUGGCCGAGGCAACGGCCAAAGUACUGUUCACCAAUCCCACCCACCGAGAGAUGGUCCCGUGUGCGUAUUUUCUCGAGGGCGAAUGUCGAUUCACCGACGAUCGGUGUCACUAUUCGCACGGUGAAACGGUCCGAUUGGAUGAGCUGCGUGAUUACCGUGAGCCAAAGUUCGAGCAGCUGCAACGGCCAGGUAGCCGGGCACUGGUCAAACAAACGAAAACCCGUCUCUGGUGCAAGGGUACGGUUCGAUCGGUGGACUACGAGCAUCGGACCUGUAAGCUGGUGCUAGAAGAAGGCAAACGAGAGGUCGAAGGAAUACCUUUCGAAGAUCUACUGCCACUCGAUGACGAGCUAGAGGAUGAGGACGACGAGGACGAUGAUGAUGACGAUGACGAUGACGAUGCUGAUGCCAUCCGGAAAGCCCAGUUGGUGGAGAAAAGUCUCUUUCAACCGGCACCCGAUCGUCGGUUGGGUGAAUGGGAAGAUCAUACGCGCGGGAUCGGAUCGAAGAUCAUGCAAAAGAUGGGUUACGUUGUGGGAACCGGGCUAGGUCGUGAGGGUGAAGGGAUCGUUCUACCGGUAAGCGCCCAGGUAUUGCCCCAGGGUCGCUCCCUGGAUUACUGUAUGGAGCUGCGCGAACAAGCGAACGGUGAUCGCGAUCUGUUCAGCGUCGAGAAGAAGCUGGUGCAAUUGCGCAAGCAGCAGGAAAAGCGGGAUGCCCGGGACUACGCACGGCAACAGGAGGCCGCCGCCAAACGGAAGGAUGUGUUCAGCUUCAUCAAUGACGAAGUGCUCAGCGCAGGAGGACAAAGCUCAAAGAGAGCUGCUGCACAGCACCGGUCACCGCUCGCGCUCGGUAGCCGCGAUCUUAAAGAGCAUUCCUCGAAAAAUCUCAACAUUGCAAGCCUCAAGCUGUCGGAGGAAAUCCGCCGAGUGGAGGCCGAAGUCGAGCGGUUAAAGAUCGCUUUAACACGCCACAAACCGGGCACACCGGCCGGUGACAGUUUGCAGCGACAGUUGGCGGCAAAGCGAGCCGAUAUUGCCCGGUUACAGGCCACCGAAGGUACCAUCUCCAAGGAGCAGCAGCUGCGCAAUGAUAAGCGCAAAAUGACAGUAUUUUAG
Messenger RNA from Anopheles darlingi, 1921 nucleotides. RefSeq names its product zinc finger CCCH-type with G patch domain-containing protein. The transcript has 3 exons. Gene Ontology annotation, molecular function: DNA-binding transcription factor activity, RNA polymerase II-specific; RNA polymerase II cis-regulatory region sequence-specific DNA binding; metal ion binding. The record is from RefSeq and is a predicted model, not a curated record. Gene Ontology annotation, biological process: negative regulation of DNA-templated transcription; regulation of transcription by RNA polymerase II. Bases 344 to 1921 code for a protein of 525 amino acids. NCBI's taxonomy places the organism in Eukaryota, Metazoa, Arthropoda, Insecta, Diptera, Culicidae. Gene Ontology annotation, cellular component: nucleus.